Messenger RNA from Priapulus caudatus, 349 nucleotides. RefSeq names its product CAAX prenyl protease 1 homolog. The record is from RefSeq and is a predicted model, not a curated record. Gene Ontology annotation, molecular function: metalloendopeptidase activity. Gene Ontology annotation, cellular component: endoplasmic reticulum membrane. Gene Ontology annotation, biological process: CAAX-box protein processing. NCBI's taxonomy places the organism in Eukaryota, Metazoa, Priapulida, Priapulimorpha, Priapulimorphida, Priapulidae.
CGUUCGUCGUGGAAGAGAAACAUGGAUUCACAAGCAGACGCUGCGUUUCUUCCUCUGGGACACGACGAAGAAGUUUGUCAUCAUGCAGGCGAUCGCGCUGCCCCUGGUGGCACUUCUCAUCACAGUCAUCAAGUUCGGCGGCGACUACUUCUUCAUCUACACAUGGCUGUUCAUGUUCGUCACGUCGCUGCUGUUGGUGACAGUCUACGCUGACUUCAUCGCUCCGUUGUUUGACCGCUACAUGCCGCUGAGGGAUGGAGAACUCCGCUCUUCUAUCGAGGCCCUCGCCGCAAGCAUAGAGUUCCCGCUAACUAAGCUAUACGUAGUCGAAGGUUCUAAGCGAUCGUAA